This is a messenger RNA of Suillus clintonianus, 1269 nucleotides long. RefSeq names its product HCP-like protein. The transcript is spliced from 2 exons. NCBI's taxonomy places the organism in Eukaryota, Fungi, Basidiomycota, Agaricomycetes, Boletales, Suillaceae. The record is from RefSeq and is a predicted model, not a curated record. The coding region runs from base 1 to 1269 and encodes 422 amino acids. Gene Ontology annotation, molecular function: protein binding.
AUGUUGCCCUAUGGCGGCCCACCUAAUCCAUCAGUGCCCCAAGGGCUGGAUGACCCCGAGUUCGAGCUUCGACCCCCCUCAUCGUUACAACGUUCUGCUACCUCCGCAUCAGUUGAUCCACGCACCAGGAAAACAAAGGCAGUUGAUCUUACGGCCCCUCCGUUCACUAAGGAGUAUAUCGACCAGUACCGACAACGUAUUAAGGCUGAUCCGGACCCCGAGGCUCAUUUCUUAUAUGCAAAAUAUCUCAUAGAUGCUGCUAAGAAGAUAGGAGCGGACGCCAAGGACCAGCGGGCUGUAAAGAAGUAUCGUGACUUGCUCCUCCAAGAAUCUCUCAAGACCAUUCGCCGAUUAGCGGAGCAGAAAGAAGCUUACGAUGAGGCACAGUUUUUCCUCGCCAACUGUUUUGGGACAGGUUCUCUGGGUCUUCAAGUGGACCAUGAGCGCGCGUAUCACUUGUACCUACAAGCCGCAAAACAAAAUCACGCAGCAGCUUCAUAUCGCGUUGCUGUCUGUAACGAAAUUGGAGCAGGCACGCGACGGGAUCCCCAGCGGGCUGCUGCGUUCUAUCGGAAAGCAGCAUCGCUGGGUGACACUGCCGCAAUGUACAAGUUGGGCAUGAUUCUUCUACUUGGGUCUUUGGGAGAGCAGAAGAACCCAAGAGAAGCUAUCAACUGGUUGAAACGGGCUGCGGAGCAAGCCGACGAGGAAAAUCCGCAUGCGCUUCAUGAGCUCGCCAUGCUUCACGAAAUGCCCAACUCGCAAUUGGUUAUUCACGAUCCCGCGUAUGCCAAGUCACUAUAUGAACAAGCAGCACGCCUAGGUUAUACGCAGUCCCAGUACAAGCUCGGACAAUGCUACGAGUACGGGACGCUGACAUGCCCUGUUGAUCCUAGGCGAUCAAUAGCGUGGUAUACCAAGGCAGCAGAGAAAGGGGACGCCGAGGCUGAGCUGGCUCUCAGCGGAUGGUAUCUGACAGGGAGUGAGGGCGUGUUAAAACAGAGCGACUCUGAAGCGUAUCUGUGGGCGCGUAAAGCUGCCAACAAGGGCUUGAGUAAAGCAGAGUAUGCCGUUGGGUACUAUGCUGAGGUGGGGAUUGGAAUCAAGCAAGACAUCGAGUUCGCCAAGAGGUGGUAUAUGAGAGCAGCAGCGCAAGGGAACAAGCGAGCAAUGAAUCGACUGACGGAGAUGAAACGUAUGGGUAAUAAGCGCUCCAACGUUGGACGCCCGACGCGACAGCAAGCCAAAGACGAAUGUGUUAUCUGCUAA